Molecule: messenger RNA, 4856 nt
Organism: Spodoptera litura
Lineage: Eukaryota; Metazoa; Arthropoda; Insecta; Lepidoptera; Noctuidae
Product: vitellogenin-like
Biological process (GO): lipid transport
Molecular function (GO): lipid carrier activity
Source: RefSeq, a predicted model, not a curated record
UGUGCUCGACUGUGCUACACUGAACACGACCACAGGAACUCUCGGACUAUGAAACUUCUAGUGUUGACGGCGAUCUUCGCCGUCGUCGCUUCGAAUCCACUAACUGGAAAUGCUAAGUGGCCUUGGCAAGUAGGAAAAGAAUACGUCUAUGAUGUUAAUACUUACACCUGGACCAAGUUCGAGAAUAGCCACAGCAAUGGCAACGCUUUCAAGUCUCAGUUCGUGAUCCGCGUCCAGGCUCCUGGACAUCUUCUGGCUAAAUUACAUAACCCCUUACACGCCCAGAUUCAAGGAGUGCUUGAUAUCAACGAGGUUCCCUCUGACUUGAAAUACGAACCCAUUUCGAAAAUCGACGAGGUUUUCGAAAUUCUCGUUGAUGGAGGUCGAGUGCUUUCUCUGAAAGUACCUUCUAGCCUAUCAUCGGCCAAUGAGAACAUACUCAAAGGUUUAAUCAGUGCCCUCCAAGUCGAUCUAUCUACAUUUGGACAUGUGAACAAUUUCCCCAACAGCUUCGACAAAAAUACAUUCCAGGGCCUAUUCAAGAAAUCGGAAGCUGAUGUCACAGGCGACUGUGAAACUUUAUAUUCCAUUUCUCCAAUUUCUGUGGAAGUACGCCGUAACUUGCAAUCGUUUGCUGAAGACCCCAUCGAGAUCACUAAAAGCAAGAACUACAAGUCUUGCAAAAAACGGGUUGGUUUUGCUAUUGGUGUCCCAGAGGGAGCUAUCUGGAAUGGACUCGCUUAUGAAAACGAUGAAAGACCGUUCAUCAAGCACACUUCUGAGUCACGCAUUCAUGCUGGUAAACAGGGAACGAUCUACAAAUCGGAAACGUUAGACACUGUAUUCGUGAAUCCUCUCUUGUUUGGAAAACAAAAGGCUGAAGUCUACAGUUACGUUGGACUUGUUUUGGCUUCUAUCGAGGCGGUAGGGAAUACUGAAUGGCCAAAACCCGGAAAGGUCCGUGUAGUAAACUCACUUUUGUCAUCCGAUGACUCUGAGAUAUUCUUCAAAGUUACCCCGGAAAUCAUUGAUAAUGCCCAUAAAGUUCUCCAAGAAAUUACUCUUCUAGUGCAGGAUCCUCCAAAUUUGUCCAAAGACAAUUUGCUGUCAAAGUUUAAUGUCCUAGUUCGUUUCAUAAUGUUAAUGAACUCUGAACAAUUAACUCAAAUGACUGACAGCAUUGAGGAUUCUAAAACUUCGAAUAAUGCAGAAAAGAACAAAAUGUGGAUUAUCUAUCGUGACGCAGUUGCACAGGCAGGUACUAUAGCUGCAUUUAAGAAAAUUAAAUCGUGGAUCGUUACUAAAAAAAUUCAAGGCGAAGAAGCUGCUGAAGUUAUAGCAUCUGUACCUGGCAGUCUAAGUUUUUCGAACAAGGAAAUAAUGAAUGAGUUUUUGGAACUUGCUCUAAGCCCUGAAGUUGUGGAACAAAGGUACCUUAACAGUUCUGCUUUACUGGCCGCUACUAAAUUCAUUCGCUCUGGAAACGAGAACCAGUUCGUAGUUGAAAAAGUUAUCCCACGGCUUUCCGCAGAACUAAAAAAAGCCAUCGAAGUCGAUGAUAGCAGCAGGGCUCAGGUUUACAUUAGAACUCUUGGCAACUUAGCUCACCCUGAUAUCUUAAAGGUUUUUGCUCCCUACUUUGAAGGCCAAGUCACUGUUACCAAGUAUCUUCGUACACAAAUGGUAAUUAGCCUGAAAACUUUGGCUAACAAGAAGGACGAAUAUGUUCGCGCCGUACUCUUCAGCAUCCUGAGAAACACUGCGGAACCAUACGAAGUCAGGGUCGCAGCGGCUCUGAACAUCUUCUUAGCUAUCCCCACUUCAGAGAUGAUGCAAAUUAUGGCACAUAUGACUAAUGAUGACCCAAGCGUCCAAGUUCGUGGUGUAAUAGCAACCAGUAUUUCUUUUGCAGCUAAUUUGAAGGACCCACGUUUUGCACAGCUCGCCAAAACCGCUCAAGCUGUUUUGAGUAUCGUAUCUAAGGAAAAAUUCGGGUACCGCGCCUCUGCCGACAGUAUUAUUGAUGACUACACUUCCAAUGAUGACCUGGCCCACUUCAGGGAAUUGUCCUUUAUUGGUAGUGCAAAUGAUUUCUUCCCUAAGUACCACAGGACUGCUCUUAGAUUAAGAGGCACUGGGUUAACCGAAGAAGACUGGAUCACAAUGUCUACUUCUGACGUACAAGACCUAUCCAAUUACCUACAGAUUCCUCUAAGGACGAACAAUUUUCCUACAGAUUCUUUCGUAAAAUUCCCUGCCAAGAAAGUAGCCACAAAACUUAACAUCACUCGUGAACACGACCCUAUUGAAGGUGCAUUCUUCAUUGACAAUUUGAACCAGCAAAGACUAUUCACUUUCGGUCAAAAAGACCUCAAUUUCCUCUUCUCAGAUGUUCAAGAAAAAGUUCAACGACUGAUAAAUGGUGACAAGUAUGAAUAUACUAAGUUUAUAAAUGCCAAACAAGUUGUAGUGACCUUUCCUCUCGCUUCUGGAAUGCCAUUUGUUUACAAAUACAGUGAACCAAUUUUCUUCAACAUUAAAUUCCAGGCAACUUCUGAUUUCACGUAUAUAUUGGCUCUCUCUUUAAACCAGAAUAUUAAUUUCACUUAUCUAAGAAAUUUGGACGGCAAAGUCGGUUUCUUAGACACUCUCUCUGGAGUGUACGCUGGCAGUGGUGUUAUCAAUAAGUUACAAUACUUUAUCCCUGUCAAUGUUACAAUCAAACCAAAAUCGACUGAAAUUACAUUCGAAUUUUAUCUUCCGGAAAAAGAUAUUAACCUUAUUCACAUGAGUGUAUUUCCCUACACAUCUCUGCAAAAACUGCAUUCUGCAUUGGCAGUAUCUGAAGACCCAUCCACGAAAGUCAUUAAACGCUCUACUACAGUUCUGGAUACUGACAUAAAUGUUGGCGAGUCGGCUGGUGUCAGCCUUAACCUGAAAGGACACUCAUAUUCCAAUGAUUUUAAGAAAAAUAUUUUCGCUUCUGACAUUUUGACAAACGUUCGCAACUUGUUGUACCAGAAUGACAUUGCUUGUACACAUUUUGAUUUGAAAUACGUAGCUAAAGACACUAAGAACAAAAAACUUACUUCUACUGUAUUGUUUGAGACUUUAUUUGGUCACGAAGGAGAUGAUGAAUUAAAGCCCGCUGGCCAUUUCACUAGUCUUGCAGGCGAUAGUCCAAAUCGACGUAAAAAGCUGGCUGAUCAGGUGGCGUCAAAAAUAAAAUCUGCUAAAGUUCAAAUUAUUGACUUUAGUGCUGUGUUUGACGGGCACGACAAAAAAGAGUUUCUUUUUACCGCAGCUUUAGCUAGUAGCCCAGUUGAUAAGAAAUCCCAAUUCAUUGUGUAUGCCAAAGGUACUGAACAAAUUAAUGCCGUUUUCAAAAUAGUCAAGCCUAAGGUUAUUCCAAUAAACUUUGAAAGGGCUCUGGAAAACGAUAUUAAAGUUCAAUAUGAAGCCGACUUCAAGUACGGAAACUCUGAAAACAUAAUUUUCAAAGGUAUUGGUGAACGUAGCAAGGAAUACACUGAAAGAUUAUCCAAUGAUCCUUUAGCUAAGAAAUGCCUGCAAGAGACCAGCAACAAGAACUUCUACCAGAAGGAUUGUCACAAAAUGAUCAUCAAGGCACACGCACCUGACUACUUCAAGGGUACUGUGACAUACAAAGAUGUUAACCCUGUGCUGUUGAAUGCCACCUACAGAAUAUACAAUAUUUUCAAACACUUUACGACUUGGGAAGAGGACGAGGACCUGCUGAAAGCUACCGAAGAUGGUAAAGUAGAAAUUGAAGCGCAGGCGUUCUACUACGAUAACUACAUCAACUACAAAUUCAACACCAAGUAUGGGGAGUUCCGCAUGAACAAUGUCGAGGGACGUUCCUACUACCCCUACGCUAUGGCUAUCUACACACCCAUUACCAACUGGGAGCGUUCCUACAACUGGUUCACUGGCUACCAAUACUUGCCUUUCUGUACUGUGGACGACAACAAGAUCUCGACAUUCAGCGGCCGUAGCUAUGACUACAGUCUGACCGGAUCCUGGCAUGUGGUUAUGGUAGACGAAACUGGAGAUAGUAGCAACGACCUUGCUAUUCUAGUUAAGAGGUCCAUUGAAAAUAACACAGAGGUCUACGUUUCUUACCAAAAUAACAAGGGUAUAUUUUUGGAGAUUGAAAUCACGUCGAAGUCAGUCAAUGUCAAGAGUAACGGAAGAAAAAUCUCCGACGAUGGCGUCAUUACCUACUAUGAUGAUAUCUACAGGAUACCUCUAUUGGAAUACUAUCAUGUUGACGCAGAGAACUAUCAAGUGUACAGCAUGCACAAUGGGCGUAUUCGGCUUAUUUACGACGGCCACCGACUUGUUAUCUUCUCUGGAUUCUACCGCAGCACCACCAGAGGUCUUUGUGGACAGAGCACUUCCCAACCCAGCGACGACUACAUGACUUCUUACGGUCUGGUGGAUCUCCCUGAACAUUAUGGAGCCUCCUUCUCUUUGGAAGGUGCAGACAGUGAUCUUAAGACCGAAGAGCUGAAGAAGGAAUCCAAACUGAAGGCAUACAAGCCUGUCACCCAGUACACCAACAUUCUCCGCUCUGAUGAUGAGUGGACCAAGGCCAUGCUCCAUUAAUGAACUGACUACAUAGAUUAAUUUAAUUGCGAUAUUAUAAAAAGAAUUAACGUCGUGUUCACAGAAAUAUAUCUGUAAUACAUUAAUGGUAUUUUCUUACUUGAAAUCUGAUUGAUACAAUGUAGUGCCUUUGUAACCAUUUAUGAUUAAAAAAUAUAUUUUGAUAUGUGUAUCGUAUGUAUAUUCAUAUGCAUGUCGUAAAAAGCGGUUAUUUUAAUAUUAUAAAC